AUGGGUGGGCCGGCCCUGGUGCCAUCCCCUGGACUGGUUAUAAGUAAGGAGUCAGGGAGCUGCCUCCGCCAUACACAGCUCAUCACCAUGACAACCGUGACACUGCAUUCCAUUACUCUGCUCCUGAUUUUUUCACUAGUCCUGGCACAGUGCAGAAAGAAACCCAAAGGCUACCCAUGUCCACCACAUUCUCAGCCUUGGCAGGCUGCCAUCUACAAAUACUCCCGUUUCUACUGUGGAGCAACCCUUCUCAACCAAAGAUGGGUCCUUACCGCUGCUCACUGCAACAAUGGACGCAUCCAUGUCCGGCUUGGAGAUGAAAAUCUGAACGUCCUGGAGGGCACAGAACAGUUCUUGGCAGUGGCGAAAACAAUCGUCCACCCCAAGUACAACCAGUCGUGCUAUGACAAUGACGUCAUGCUGGUCAAGCUGUCGAGCCCAGCUGUAUUUAACCAUUAUGUGCAGCCCAUAAGUCUGGCUACCCAGAGGGCAACCUCUGGGGAUAUGUGCAUGGUGUCAGGAUGGGGCGGUCCUAUCAAUUUCCCAGAGCGAAUUCCUCUGGUCCUUUAUUGUGCAAAUGUCAGGAUAAUGUAUUGGGAAGAGUGUGCUGCUCUGUAUCCUGGGAAGCUGAACUCCGAUAUGAUUUGUGCUGCUGCAAUCGAAGGAGGCACUGACUCCUGUGAAGGUGACUCCGGGGGACCCCUCGUCUGCAACGGGAAGCUCCAGGGUCUGGUGUCUUGGGGUGACGUGCCCUGCGUCUCCAGCACCAAACCCGGGGUCUACAUGGACGUUUUCAGAUACAGAGACUGGAUCGUUGAGACAAUGUGUGAUGACAACUGA
This is a messenger RNA of Lacerta agilis (Sand lizard), 840 nucleotides long. RefSeq names its product trypsin-like. The transcript is spliced from 6 exons. Gene Ontology annotation, molecular function: serine-type endopeptidase activity. Bases 1 to 840 code for a protein of 279 amino acids. Gene Ontology annotation, biological process: proteolysis. NCBI's taxonomy places the organism in Eukaryota, Metazoa, Chordata, Lepidosauria, Squamata, Lacertidae. The record is from RefSeq and is a predicted model, not a curated record.